Alternaria infectoria is the source of this 1815-nucleotide messenger RNA. RefSeq lists its product as uncharacterized. The record is from RefSeq and is a predicted model, not a curated record. NCBI's taxonomy places the organism in Eukaryota, Fungi, Ascomycota, Dothideomycetes, Pleosporales, Pleosporaceae. Bases 1 to 1815 code for a protein of 604 amino acids. The transcript has a single exon.
AUGCCUCUCCCACCUCUGACCAAGGGACAAAAGAAGGCAGCGAAGAGAGCUGCCAAGAAACAAGGCGCAUCAGCUACUAAGGAGGCUCCUUCGAGUAACGUAAAGUAUACACUAGUCGGUACUAUCGAGCCUGAGCGGUUCGACACGCCCGCCAUUUCAUUCUUACCUACCCAGGAUAGCGCAACAUCGACACGGGAUGUUAUUGUUCCCACUUCUCAGCACUCCAGCCUUAUGUCGCCUGGAAAUUUCGACGCUGCUCCAUCUAUCUCAACUGCCUUACAGCAGCUACCACCAUUGAGCACUGAUGUCACUGGGUCUCGGUCUUCAGGUCCUUCGCCUGCGUUGUCCGCACUGCCUUUAGAAUCCCUGGGCAGCUUCAACGAUAGCUUCACCUUCAAAGCUCCCACUGGCGUUGCUACCUUUGGUGAACGCUCAAAUGUCACUGAAGUUUCCAACCACGAGUAUGGAUCGUCUUUCCCCCAGAUUGUUGAGGACAUUGAGGAUGAAGGUCCAACUUCAUUGGCUUUCAGCGAAGCCUUCGUGAAAGAGCUAGGUAGUCCUACGUUUACGACCGCCGCAGCAUCAAGCAAAGCUUUCAAGGAAGCGUUAUCACAAAAAUCGGAAGCGACAGAGUCAUCGAUCUUCACGCGGCUCGAGGAUGCCACAAUUGACAACGGUGUAGCCCUUGUGUACAGACAUAAGUUUCCUUCCACAGCUGCUGAUAUCGAGAGAAAGCCGGAAGUAUCGUCAGCCUGUGCGAACCAUGAAUGGGCUCUUGUACCAUACUACAGGCCUAGGCCACUGAGCCUUACUGUGGGCUACAGAAUGGACCAAAGUCUUAACGAGAACGGCACCGACCUGUCACUCGAGAGCAUACUCCGUGGUCGGAUCUUCUUAGCAAACGCAGAUGGUGUAGUCCAAUGCAUCGCAUACGAACAGCUUCUACAUGACGUGGAAACCAUCAAGGAUGAUGGUGGGUCAGACUUUGAGUCGAUCGCUUCUCCAAGCAAGGGUUACCUCGAGCACUUCAGUGGCGCACAUAAUGAGACUUCCGGGAGUAUUGACAGUCGCAUUGAGGACGCCCAUUUAGACCUCGGCAUCCGCGACAGACCUCACGAUAUGGAGGGCAGUGCGGAACUGGGAAACCUCGAGGUGCCCGACCCUGAAAACAAGUAUGGUUUCGAUCGCGAAGAGCUGUCGAGCUGUCCGGACGGUUCGGUCGAUGCUAUAUCGGUCAGUACUGAGAAGUGCGAAGUGGUUGCGACGCAAGACAACAAAGGAAAGAUCCAUGACGCACCACUGAACGAGGUCUCCAACGAAGAUGUUGCGGAGACAGUAUUGACUAGCUCUCAGGUACCUGAUACUUCCGAUUGUGCUUCCGAGUUGAGUCGCAUGCGUCUAGGUACGGAGCCCCUCUCCUCCUACCUUGAAGUCAUGGAGGCCGAAGAAAGCGGAAAGGCUACUCGACACGCCGUGGUCACCGCAUUCCUGAAGCUUGUCAAUAGCGAGCGAAAGAAGCGAGGGGUUCAUGCUCUACCGUCUCUAUACACAGCACAUAGUGUGCUGAGCAGUGGCAUCCUUCCGCAUACAAUCAGGCUUGGUACUACGACUGUUGCAUCGUUCGUUGCACAGCUGUGCUUCGAUGAGAGGGACGAGGUUGAGAUCGUUGACGUGAAUGCGGCCUGGGAUCGACUGGGUCGUGAGGAAGUGCAACAGCAACAGACCGCUUCAGGAGGCAUCGUGGGCGUGUUGCGAAGAGCUCUAGCAGGCUCACAUGAGACUGCGAGUUUGGAUAAGCCAUGCUUCAAAAAGUGA